This is a messenger RNA of Vigna radiata var. radiata (mung bean), 3026 nucleotides long. Its product is annotated as protein CHROMATIN REMODELING 35-like. Gene Ontology annotation, biological process: gene silencing by siRNA-directed DNA methylation. The transcript is spliced from 7 exons. Lineage: Eukaryota; Viridiplantae; Streptophyta; Magnoliopsida; Fabales; Fabaceae. Gene Ontology annotation, molecular function: ATP binding; ATP-dependent chromatin remodeler activity. The record is from RefSeq and is a predicted model, not a curated record. The coding region runs from base 110 to 2764 and encodes 884 amino acids.
AUCAAACAGUUAAAAAUUUGCAUCCACACUGCAUGAGCGCUGCAGCUGCGACACAGAGAACCGUGACCGAAGGAAACUCAAUAUUUCUUCAUUUCAUUGAAAGUUACCGAUGAAGUCCUCUGUUGACUACGUGUUGUCAGCUAAGCGCCGUCGUUCAAUCGGAUCUUCCUCUAGCCCUGACAGAGGCAAAAGACAGAAGUUAUCAGAUGUAGCUGACCAUUCGAAUGCAUCUGCAAUUUCGGAUGUUGUGGUUCAUACAGAGCAUGGAAAAUAUGGAAGUGUCACAAAGGAAAUAGAGGACCUUAUAGCCAUAAAAAUGCAGAUACUUGGACCUUACUUUGCCAAGUAUCCCGUACUUGUUAAUGAAUUCAUGAAUGUGGUAACUGACCACGAUAAAGACACUGGUUUGACAUAUCAUAAUGUCAUAGAUUUGACGGGGGAAAACAUUGAGAAGAAAGUUCAUGCAGCUACAGUUAUUCACAUUGAUUCAGAUGUGGAAGAUGAUGGAGAUAAAAAGGCUAUUGUUCCUUUUCAUGAAGCUUUAAAAGUGGAAGAUGAUAUACACAAUAAAUCUAUUGUUCCAUUUCAUGAAGCUUCAGAAGAAGAAGAAGAUUACAGACAAAAUAAAUCAAUUGCUCAGUUUGAAGAAAUUGUGUUGCCGCUAGUUGCACCGUCUCCUGUUGUGACGAAAACAGUUAGGCAGCGUACUCCCAUUCCUAACCGUCGCAAAAGUAAAGAUCCGAAAAUUGAGACAAGUACCGCGGGUAAAGGUGUUUAUAUCGGUGUAAAUAAGGAAGAUGAUCAUCAGGUCAACCCCGCAGACAAUGAGGGCCUAGAAGAUCUUUGGAAGGAGAUGUCGAUGGCAAUGGAGUGUUCCAAAGUUGUUUCCGCGAAUCCUCUGCCAGAUGAAGAAGCAGAAAGUGACGAGGAGUGCGAUCAUUCUUUUAUUUUAAAAGAUGAUAUUGGUUAUGUUUGUCGGGUUUGUGGAAUUAUUGAGAGAGGAAUUGAAACCAUAUUUGAGUUUCAGUACAAGGUUAAACGGAGCACAAGAACUUAUGCAUAUGACUCUCGUGACACCAAAGCAAAAACAGAUGUAUUUGCAAAUAAUGUUGCUGAAGAUGAUCUCAUAGUAACUCAAUUCUCAGCACAUCCUAGGCACAUGAAACAGAUGAAACCUCAUCAAAUUGACGGAUUCAAUUUUCUUGUUAGAAAUCUUGGGGGUGAUCAUCCCGGUGGCUGCAUCUUAGCCCAUGCUCCAGGAUCAGGGAAAACAUUCAUGAUAAUAAGUUUCAUGCAAAGUUUUCUAGGCAAGUAUCCGAAUGCAAGACCAUUGGUGGUGCUUCCGAAGGGAAUAUUGUCAACAUGGAAAAAGGAAUUUCAGACAUGGCAAGUGGAAGACAUACCUCUAUAUGACUUUUAUACGGUGAAGGCAGAUAGUAGAAGCCAACAACUGGAAGUAUUGAAGCUAUGGGAGAAGAAGAAAAGUAUUCUUUUCUUAGGAUAUAAACAGUUCUCCUCUAUUGUCUGUGAUAAGGGGACCAACCAUAUAUCGUCAUCAUGCCAAGAGAUUUUACUGAGGAAUCCUUCAAUACUUAUUUUAGACGAGGGGCAUAAUCCUAGGAAUGAAAACACAGAUAUGGUCCAAUCCCUUGCAAAAGUUCACACACCUAGAAAAGUUGUUCUGUCGGGAACGCUUUAUCAAAAUCAUGUGAGGGAGGUGUUUAACAUUCUAGAUCUUGUUCGUCCAAAGUUUUUGAAGAUGGAAACAUCAAAAGCUAUCUGCAGGCGCAUUUAUAGUAGAGUUCAUAUACCAGGUGUGAGAACAUUCUUUGAUAUUGUUGAAAACACUUUGAAGGGCAUAGACUUUAAAGCGAAAGUAGCCGUCAUACAAGAUUUACGUGAGAUGACAAAGAGCGUCCUUCAUUAUUAUAAAGGAGAUUUUCUUGAUGAGCUUCCUGGUCUCGUUGAUUUUACAGUGGUUCUCAAUCUUAGCCAUAAACAAAAGCUUGACAUUGAACAAUUAAAAAAGUCAUCUGGAAAGUUCAAGAUAUCUUCUGUAGGAAGCGCAGUCUAUUUGCACCCUAACCUGAAAUCUUUAGCUGAAAAAUGUGGAGAAAAUAAUAUAUCUGAUGAUAUAAUUGAUGCUCUGAUAGAAAAAUCAGAUGCCAGAGAUGGUGUGAAGUCCAAAUUCUUUUGGAACAUGCUAAAUUUGUGUGAAUCAGCCGGAGAGAAACUCCUAGUAUUCAGUCAAUACUUGCUUCCUUUGAAAUAUUUAGAAAGGUUAAUCAUUCAAAGUAAAGGGUGGAGUCUAGGAAAGGAAAUAUUUGUAAUCUCAGGAGAAUCUAGCUAUGAGCAGCGAGAAUGGUCCAUGGAAAGAUUUAACAAUUCUCCUAGUGCUAAAGUCUUCUUUGGCUCCAUCAAGGCUUGUGGAGAGGGCAUAUCAUUGGUAGGGGCAUCACGCAUAGUUAUAUUGGACGUUCAUCUUAAUCCUUCAGUUACUCGUCAAGCUAUUGGUCGUGCAUUCAGACCUGGCCAGCAGAAGAAAGUUUUUGUGUAUCGAUUGGUGUCUGCUGAUUCUCCAGAAGAGGAGGAUAACAGCAUUUGUUUCAAGAAGGAAUUGAUUUCAAAAAUGUGGUUUGAAUGGAACGAGUAUUGUGGUGAUCGAGCAUUUGAAGUUGAGGAAGUUCUUCUGAAAGAGUGUGGCGAUCUUUUUCUUGAGAGUCCAUUACUUGGAGAAGAUGUAAAAGCUCUUUACAAAAGGUAAGAUGGAUAAGCAAUUAUUUUUCACUUUCCUGUGUGAUUGUGAGUAAAAUUUUCUGAACUUGUUGUUGUUGCUGCUGUAACCCUGUUGGCUUACGAUUUGCCAUUCAUACAGUUACGUUUUAUAUUUCUUUUCUUUGUAUGUGCCUGGUAGAAUAAUGAGUUGAGAAAUAUUUUUCGAAAUUUUCUGAUUGUCCAGAUUCAGGUUUCUUUGUUCAGAACAAUGGAAGAUUAGUGAGAAUUGAAUGAGCUUGAGUCUUUAUUUC